UUUCGCUCCGGGGACUCGCCGCGAGAGGCCGGCGUCGCGCAGGGGAGGCCUGGGCGCCGCCCUCUCCCACCCAGGCUGCGCGCUAGGUCUCGGCCCGGGGCCACCCCCUGGGGACCCGCGGCCCACCUGGCGAGCCCAGGGGCAGCGGGCGGCGCCGGCCUCUGCGGCUGAUGGAGGCGAGUGGCUCUCCCCCGGGCGCAGGUGACACACGCCCGGCCGGGGUUUCUGCUGGCCCGGGGAGAACACCGGGAGGGCGAGACUCAGACACCCCGGGGCAGAGAACGACAACGCAGCGAUGGCCCGAGAGCUGAGCCAGGAGGCACUACUGGACUUUCUGUGCCAGGCUGGGGGCCGAGUGACCAAUGCUGCUCUGCUGAGCCACUUCAAGAGCUUUCUCCGGGACCCUGACGCGCCCCCCAGCCAGCACCAGCACCGCCGCGAGCUCUUCAAGGGCUUCGUCAACUCGGUCGCCGCAGUGCGCCAGGACCCCGACGGCACCAAGUACGUGGUGCUCAAGAGGAGGUACAGGGACCUUUUGGGGGAGGAGGGGCUGCAGCGACCCCGCGAGCCGCCCGCGGCCGCCGGCCCCGCAGGGGGAGCCGCGCCCUGCCCCCCUCGAGGCGCGCGCCCGGCCCAGCAGCAGCCCGGGCGGCGGCCGCGCCAGGAGCGGGAGGAGGCGCCAGCAGGUGCCGCAGCCCGAGCCGCGGGCGCAGGUUGCAAUGGAUUCCCGGCCGGCGGCGCCCGGGAGGCGGCCGGGAAGGGCGGCGGGCCGCGGGACGGCCCCGGCCAGGGCGCGCCGGUGCCCGCAGCUGCGGCGACAGCCCUCCAGGCCGGAGCGAGGUGCGUGGCGGCGGAGACGCGGGGCCAAUGCUGCUGGGAAUGCCUCCAGAACAGCUUGCAGGGGCUCCCGGGGGAGCUCGGCGCACUCCCGGACCCCGCCACGGCCGGGGAGAAGCCGGCGCGGAGUCAGCCUGCCCAGGAUGACCGCGGGGCCGCCGGGCAGCGGCGGGAAGGCGCGUCCGCUGAGCCCGCGCGGGCGCCUGCGACGCCCCGCUCGCCUCCCGCCACCGUCGAGGCUGCUUCCCCGCCUGCUCCGCUGCCCCGCCUAGCGCCCCACGGAGCCCGCCCGGAGCUGUGGACCCCCGGAUCCCUGCACUGUUCCACCCUGCAGCAGCAGCAGCAGCGCACUCGAGAGUGGGUGGCCAGACACCCCCAGACGCCCGAGGCCCGGGACCAGCACCCCGUCCGGGCCUGGUCUGUGCUGCCCACGGAGCCGGGCUUCGGGGUCGCAGGGCCAAAUUCAGAGCCGCCAGACCCUCCUCUUUCCUCUCAUUCUCUCUUUCCUGCUCCGGAUGAGUCCUCAGAAUCCUGGCCAGGGAACUCUCCAUUGACUGUCUUUCGUAGCAUUCGUUGUCAGCUUUCCCUCCAAGAUCUGGAUGACUUUGUGGACCAGGAGAGCCACGGCAGUGAGGAGAGCAGCAGCGGGCCCAAAGAGUCGCCUGGGGGUUCUGAGGAGGGGCUGCAGGUUGCCGUGGGACCCCCAGAUUGGGGAAAGCUCAGGAAUCCAGCUAAGGGCCUUUCUGUGUCUCCAAAGGAGAGGAGCCCCAGCUGGACUCUUCAGAGCCUCAGGAACAGAGCGGAUGGUCACACCUGCCCGCAGGUCCCAACAGGGGCGAAUGGCCUUGCAGGCCACCCCCAGGAGCCUUUGCCUUGGCCGGCUCCUAAGUUAAGGCGAUCCCUCAGGAGGAGCUCUCUGGCAGGGAGAGCCAAACUGUCCUCCUCUGAUGAGGAAUACCUUGAUGAAGCCUUGCUGAAAAGGAGUCGGCGACCACCUCGAUCCAGGAAACCCUCCAAGGCUGGAACAAUGCCCAGUCCAAGGUUGGAUGCAGCUUUGACACCAAAACUUGCAGAGGUUAAGGCUGUUGUGGCCCAGCAGCGUUGGCCACAUAGCUGGUGGGCCCCCGGUGGGGAGGGGCCUGCGGCCUUGGUUCCCCACAGACCUUCUGAGCACAAGUCGUCCCUGGUCCCCCUAGAUGCCAGGGAGCACCAGUGGAUUGUGAAGCUUGCCAGUGGCUCCUGGAUUCAGGUGUUGACUUUAUUCUGGGAGGACCCCCAGCUGGCUUUGCACAAAGACUUCUUGACUGGGUACACUGCCUUGCACUGGAUAGCCAAACAUGGUGACCUCAGGGCCCUUCAGGACUUGGUCUCAGGGGCACAGAAGGCAGGGAUUGCUCUGGAUGUAAAUGUGAGGUCCAGUUGUGGGUACACCCCACUGCAUCUUGCAGCCAUUCAUGGCCACCAGGCGGUCAUCAGAUUGCUAGUGCAAAGGUUGGCUUCUCGGGUGAAUGUCCGGGACAGCAGUGGCAAAAAGCCAUGGCAGUAUCUGACCAGUGAUACCUCUGGGGAAAUACGGCAGCUACUGGGAGCCCCUCGGGGCAAGCCCAUUUUCCCUGUCUAUCCCUCAGUCCAAAGCUCUUCCCCCACCAGGAAGGCCAAGAGCCGGGAAGUAUCUAGAAAUGUAACCCGAAAGUCUUCCUUUGCUGCGCUUCUCAAAAGUCAGCACAACAAGUGGAAAUUGGCCAACCAGUAUGAGAAAUUCCCCAGUGCAAGGGCAAGAGAAGAAUAUAGUGACUGAGGUGGGCCCCUCUGUCAACACGUAGCCACCACACCCUUGAGCUACCCUUGAGCUACUCAGUGAGAGAAUUCGGGGGAGUAGAAACACUGCUGAGGAUUUGGUAGAGACAGAGGUCAAGUGAGGUGGCCUCCCUAGCGUCACCCUCCCUGGACUGAUGUCAGCACAUCCUGCACCUCCGGGGUCAUCCAACCUUUUUGAAAGCUCAAGUCCUUGAACCGGUGGCAGAGCCAGGUGCUCAAAACCCAGAAGGUGUUCUUCCUCUUCCCUUGCCACCACAGAUCUGGGCACAGCAAUCCCAGGCCUUGGCUAGAGAGGGAAAGGAGGUCUAACAAAGAGGUAAUUUGAGGAAUUGAUGAAGCACAGACAAAAUCCUCUCUGGCUAGUAGCUCUCUGGCUUCUGUUCAGUUGGAGAAUAAAUCUUGGCUGAGAGUUGGAAGCACCAGGUUUGAAAUCAAAUAGCUUUAUUUUAUUUUUGGCAUUCAGAUCACUGAAAUAAAAUUAUUACUGGAGAGUAGAAUUUGAUUUAAGCGAUUCCUCAGCCCUGUCCCCAAGUUUUUUUUAAUUCCCCCUACAGUGGCUAAGGAGUGAAAUGACUAGUGCCCUCUUUGGGUCUCUUCAUUGAUCAGAGAAGCAGCUGGAUAAGAUCCAGUAUGACCUUGCCUUUACUCCAGAGAGAAAUGACUGGGAUUCGGGCCCUGCUUUUUUGUAUCAACCCAAAGGGAACUUUCCAAAUAUAAAAACCAUGUGGCUCAUUUGCAUAGUGACUGAAACCAUCUUUCCUGGGAACUCCCUGUGUAACAAACAGAACUAUCAGUAGUAGUUGUCAAUAGCUUGAAUGGCCAAUGUUCAUACUGAUGAAAAGAGAAAAAUGCUUUCACUCUGGGGAAGCAGUAAAGCUUAGGAGCAGUAUGCCUUCCCACCCGGACUUUUCUAAGCUGCUAAAUAUAAGUUUAUUUG
Lemur catta (Ring-tailed lemur) is the source of this 3592-nucleotide messenger RNA. RefSeq names its product sosondowah ankyrin repeat domain family member B (gene SOWAHB). Lineage: Eukaryota; Metazoa; Chordata; Mammalia; Primates; Lemuridae. Gene Ontology annotation, molecular function: protein binding. The transcript has a single exon. The coding region runs from base 296 to 2635 and encodes 779 amino acids. The record is from RefSeq and is a predicted model, not a curated record.